Messenger RNA from Sclerotinia sclerotiorum 1980 UF-70, 378 nucleotides. RefSeq lists its product with no specific name. Bases 1 to 378 code for a protein of 125 amino acids. NCBI's taxonomy places the organism in Eukaryota, Fungi, Ascomycota, Leotiomycetes, Helotiales, Sclerotiniaceae. The transcript is spliced from 2 exons. The record is from RefSeq and is a predicted model, not a curated record.
AUGGCUGCAUGGGCCAUCGUCAAAAUCAACAUCUCCGAGGACCUUUUGGGUAUUUCCCUUUUAGUAGAAAUCGUGUUAUCUGUUCGUCUCUCUCGCAGCUUCGCCAUCGUGAUAUGUCUGUCGAGAUUCGACACGCCUUUGAACUCCGAGAUAAUUUCUGAUCAUCGACACAUCAAGUCCCUCGGGGGAUUCACGAUAGAAAACUCGUUGAUGAGGCGUCCAAACCCCUGUGGCAAGCGUCUCCAGAAAGGAUACCCUACCACCAUGGUACCAGCAGAGCUGCUGUCGGGCGCCCAAUUGAUUCUUUCAAUUGAAGGAACUGUGUGUAAUAUCAAAUCCGAGAAUGGCAUAUACGUGAGCUUUCGCUCACGGUUGUAG